Hydractinia symbiolongicarpus is the source of this 1491-nucleotide messenger RNA. RefSeq lists its product as uncharacterized. Lineage: Eukaryota; Metazoa; Cnidaria; Hydrozoa; Anthoathecata; Hydractiniidae. Bases 170 to 1045 code for a protein of 291 amino acids. The record is from RefSeq and is a predicted model, not a curated record. The transcript has 3 exons.
ACAGUAUAUUGUCGUCUUUGCAUGGUGUAGCUUUAAGCAAUUAGCUGAAACCUUGCCGACAAGUGUAAACAAACAAAUGGGAGUUGAUCCCUGAUAUGGUUGAAAGAUUAAAUAUUUUUUUUAACUAGCUAGCUAACUAUAGCUAGCAAAUUUCAGUUUCAUUUGCAUUAUGGGAUCCGAUUGGUUACAGGAAGAUUUGUGUCAACUGCAGGGUGAUGAGUUAGAAAGACAGUUGGAAGUAAUAUUCGGGAAGGAUAAAGCAAAUCAAUUUAUAAAUCCAACCAUUGAGGACAAGCCACCAAAUACAACUUUGUCUAAUUUUAAGAAAAAAUAUGGCCAUCUUGGUGCACAUGCGCUGUGGCAUUCAAUGCGAAAAAAUUCCAUGAAAAGGCUUUCUCAAAACACCCAAAACCUAACUGAUUCAAAGAUACAAUCUAUCCCAAAAAGUGCUGGCACUUUAAAGAACAUUGAGGUUUAUAAACACAAGUUCGAAUUGAUGUAUCGUAUAGCUCAUUUAAAUGAAGAGAAGACAAAACAGUGUCUUGAUCAAGUCAAGUUACCAAUGAUCACUGGCGAAUUGCUGAUGGAUGCAGGUCCAGAUAAAUAUUUGAUACCCUCUCAACAUGAAAAAGGAGAACGUCAUCUUUCCUUGCCAAAUCUAAAAACACAGCAAAGUUUGUCGUUCGAGGACGAAACUACCUUUAAAAGCAAAUCAAACCAAGCCCUUUGUUUUCUCUCCGAAGGAGAUUGCACUUCUCCUGGUAUGUUUCAAGAACGUAUGCAACUUUUAGGCGUGGAUUCUAGUAUCGGAAUAUCGAAGCCAGAUCAAAAUUACAUUUUGCGUAAUACGACCAACUCACAACCUUUUGUACCCUUAAAAACGUUUGAACGAACAGAAAAAAGAACAAAACAAAAACAAAAGAGUAAAAGUCAUAAAUGGCAGCCUCUUACUCUGAGCGCAUUAGUUGAAUAUACGAAAGUUAUACCAGUUCCGGGUAAGGGACAGUUUCGAAGUGGCAAAGUGAUGGUUUGGAAGCCGAUAUGAUUGGAGAUUUUCAUAAAAUUAGACGUUGUCGAAUUGAAAGUCGAGUUUUCGCUAGUGCGAUAAUCAUUUCGAUGAGUCAAACCAUUACUCCUUACCAAACUAGUUCAUCUAUUGAACUCUAUAAAUACUGUGUUAAAGUAUGAGAAAAAAUAUAGACCUGUACCACUUAAACGAAUGCUUUAUCAGAAACAUUCGGAAAAAAAUGAUUUUGGCGGUUGUUUUUUUUUUAAAGAGUUUUGUUAUACGCAAAAUUUAAUUCUACAAACUUUUUAAAUUUGAUUUUUAAUUAAUUCCUUGAAAAAAUCUGGAAAAUUCGUGUUUUUUAAGCGCGAGAUUCUCUGACAAAGUAACUUUCAGCACAUCCAAUAAUUACUAUGGUGAUAUAGCUAUGAUUUGCGAGACUGUUUUUGUGAAGUACGAAUAAAAUUAUCAUAAAAUAUUCAAAA